GCUUCUUACAGCAUACGCAUGUAAAAGCUAUGCGAAGCCAUGAUUCUGCGACACGAUAUGCUUGAGCCAGUCUCCUGGACCCGGAACUGUCCUGCACAGAUCUGAAACGUCCUCGGCAAUACACACAUAUACCAACGAACAACCAACCUCAAAAAAAGUCUAGAACGAACCUUACAUUCCGCAUAGACGGCCCAUCUUCUCAUCGACACUCGCGCCCACCUAUUAACAGAAUGCCCGGGCUCCAGCACAUCCUCACAACCCUCGUUCUACUCACCCACAUCUCAACAGCCACGACCGCAUCUCCAAUACCCAACCACACCACCUCCAAUCCAUCACCACGUCCCAGCAUCCCCAUAACAGCCCUCGUAUUCGACCGCGCCCCUGGACCAAAGUCCUGUCGAGGAACCCUCGUCUCUAGCAUCACGCUGACGCGCCCGUCCUCCCAGCACAGGAACGGCACAUGUUACGACAUGCAUCACGCAGCACAAUGCGGUGUCUUCGUUGCCAACAAAGCAGACGCGUGCGAGGCGAGACUGUACAGUAUGUCUGGGUGUCCCGAGACGCUGCAGGAGGCCUAUGUCACGACGGUGGUGUUUGGACCAGAUAGGACGGCGCGUGGAGGGCUGUGGGUUAGUAUACUUGUGAGGUGUGGAGUUGAGAUUGAUGAGGGAAGGCUAGAGGAGGAGCAAAUGCUGUUGCAUGAUGUAUUUGGAGACUAUGUUAAGGAUGGCGGUGGGCGAUAAAGGGGCUGUGAUGCUAUUGGUGAUGCAUUAUCGAG
Messenger RNA from Pseudovirgaria hyperparasitica, 778 nucleotides. RefSeq lists its product as uncharacterized. Bases 231 to 743 code for a protein of 170 amino acids. Lineage: Eukaryota; Fungi; Ascomycota; Dothideomycetes; Acrospermales; Acrospermaceae. The transcript has a single exon. The record is from RefSeq and is a predicted model, not a curated record.